GUCGCAUCGAUGCCAUUGAGGAUUUAUAUAUCGAAUUUCGAAUAUCGAUAAGAUUCGAAGCUUAGGUAACUUCACUCGUAUCUGGUACUUCUUGCAAGUUCACGUCCACUCCGCCACAUUGCUUGUGGCCAUUUUGUUCAUCAUUACUUCAGACAUCUAAAUUCUUCGUUUAUAUAAUGUUAUAAAGUGGUAUAAAGUAUAUGCAAUAAGUUAAUUGAAGUGACAUAAAGCAAAUUCAUGAUGGCACGAUACGCCCAGCGGCCGGAAAAUGCUCUAAAACGGGCCAAUGAAUUUAUUGACGUCGGCAAACCCGCCCGAGCUUUAGAUACAUUGCAAGAAGUUUUCCGCAACAAAAAAUGGGCUUACAAUUGGUCAGAAAGUGUAUUGGAACCUAUAAUGUUCAAAUACCUAGACCUAUGUGUCGAGUUAAAGAAAUCUCAUAUUGCAAAAGAGGGAUUAUUUCAAUACAGAAAUAUGUUCCAACUCGUGAAUGUGGGAUCACUUGAAAAUGUUAUUCGUGGGUACUUGCGCAUGGCAGAGGAAAGAACAGAAGCAGCUCAACAGCAAUGUACACAAGCUGUUGUUGUCAUUGAUGACUUAGAUAACUUGGCGACUCCUGAAAGUAUACUUAUGAGUGCUGUGUGUGGUGAAGAUGCACAAGAUAGAUCCGAAAGGACAAUACUAAUGCCCUGGGUUAAAUUUUUAUGGGAGUCAUACUGUCAAUGUCUUGAACUUCUACGGACUAAUGCUCAUGUUGAAACUUUAUACCAUGAUAUUGCUAGAAUGGUUUUCCAAUUUUGUCUGAAAUACAAUAGAAAAACAGAAUUCCGUAAGCUUUGCGACAAGCUACGAAAACACUUAGAAGAUAUCUGUAAAUUAUCCGUACAAACUACAAAUGUCAGCAUAAACAAACCAGAAACACAACAUUUAAAUUUAGAAACACGUUUAUAUCAAUUAGACAGUGCAAUACAAAUGGAACUGUGGCAGGAAGCAUAUAAAGCUAUUGAAGACAUACAUGGCCUGAUGAAUAUUUCAAAAAAGCAGCCACUACCUAAAACUAUGGCAAACUACUAUCAAAAAUUAUCCAUGGUCUUUUGGAAGGCUGGUAAUCAACUAUUUCAUGCAGCAUCCUUAUUAAAACUUUUUCAAUUGUCCAGGGAAAUGAAGAAAAACAUAACAUCUGAAGAAUUACAACGAAUGGCUUGUCGUGUUUUAUUAUCAACUCUUGCUAUUCCACUACCAUCAGCACAUCCUGAAUUUGAUCGUUUUAUUGAGACAGAUAAAAGUCCUUUGGAAAAGGCUCAAAGGCUUGCAGUGCUUUUAGGCUUGUCACAGCCUCCCACAAGAGAAACCCUUCUUCGAGAUAUAGUUCGAAUGAAUGUUGUUCAAUUAGCUUCUCCACAACUACAACAAUUGUAUGCAUGGCUUGAAAUUGAAUUUGAUCCAUUGAAUUUAUGCAGCCGUGUUCUGACAGUAAUAGAAACUUUGAACACAGAUGAAAGUAAUUCUCUUUUGCAACAAUAUAUACCUGCAUUGCAAGAUGUAACAUUAGUCCGGCUGGUUCGGCAAAUAUCACAAGUUUAUCAAAGUAUAGAAUUUGCUCGGCUAAUACAAUUAGCCAGAUUUACAACUGAUUUCCAUUUGGAGCGUUUACUAGUUGAUUGUGUCAGGCACAAUGAUAUGCAAAUUCGUAUAGAUCAUGCUAAAAGGUCUAUUCACUUUGGAAUGGACUUAAGUGAAAGUCAAAGGGAGGAUAAACCGGAGGGGCCUACUCUACAAAGUAUGCCUUCUGAACAAGUCAGAAACCAAUUAAUAAGUAUGGCUACUGUUCUCCAUCAAGCAAUAGCUGCAAUAAAUCCACAUCGUAAAAAGGCAGAACGAGAUAAGUUACGAGCACAAAUGGUUCACAACUAUCAUGAAAACAAGGUGAAAGAACAUCAAAGAGUGCUGCAACGUCAUAAAAUUAUUGAGGAUCGCAAAGAGUAUAUUGAAAGGUUAAACACAGUGAGAGAAGAAGAGGAAUUAAGGAGGCAAGAAGAAAUUUUACGACAGCAGCAACUUGCUGAACAAAGGCGCCUGGAGCAAGAACGUGAGGAACGUGAACGCAAGCGCCAAGCUAAUGAGCGUCAACAAAUAAAGGAUAGAAAUUUGAAGGAAAAGAUGCAAAAGAUAUCACUGACAACACAUGGUCAAAGAGUUCUUAAGAAACUUGAUGAGGAGGAAAUGAAAAAAAUGGAUGCUGAACAAAUAGCUGCAAGAGAGGCUGAGGAAUUAAUUAAAGAAAGACGUGAAUUCCAAGCUAAAUUAAAGAGUCAGGAAAAGAAAAUAGAUUACUUUGAAAGAGCUAAACGUAUUGAAGAAAUACCCUUGAUUCAAAAGUCCUUAGAAGAGAAACAAGUUCAAGAUCGGAAAUUCUGGGAGGAGCAAGAGGCAAAUCGUAUAGCACAGGCUGUUGCAGAACGUGCUUUAGCUGUUGCCCAACAAAAACGAUUACAAGGCAUGAUUGAUGAGAAAAAUGCUUUCUUGGAGAUCUUGAAAGCAUCUAGAAGACAUGUCCAUGAAGAAAAGCUGAAAGAAUUCAAUGUAAUUUUGGAUGAAGAAAGAAACAAACGUUUAGCACAGCGAGUGCUUCAGAGGAAAGAAGAGCGCAGAAGGGAAUGGCUUCGGCAAAAGGCAGAAGAAGCUCGUCGAGCCGAGGAAGCACUACGUAAAGCUCAGGAAGAGGAAAAGCGUAUAGAAAAGGAAAAGAAAUUGCAAGCUGACAGGGAGCAUCAAGAAAUGCUGGAGCGUGCGGCCGCCAAGAUUCGGGCUCGGGAGGAGGAAAUUGAACGUAAACUUGCGGCAGAUAGAGAAAACAUUCGUGAGAAUGAAAGCCGUGAUAAAGAAAAAGAACGUGGUCCUAGCAGUUGGAGGCGAGGUGAUGCAAGGCCCGAACGUGAUAUUCGCAUAGAACGCGAUAUUCGUAAUGAGCGGGAAACACGCGCCGAACGGCCUGAACGAGAUACUCGUGCGGAGCGUGACAUACGUACAGAACGUGAUGGUCGUUCAGAUCGUAGAGCGGAGAAUGAAUGGCGUGGAGGGCAGUCCACUCCAUCAGUUGAUAAAUCAGUGUCUGAAGUUAGUUCUGCAAGAUCACUUUCAUCAGAUGUCGCUUCAGAAUCUUCUGUGGCGCCUACACCGGCACAAGAUAAUGUUCCUCGAAAAGAAGAGGCAUGGCGUCCAAGGAACUUGCCUGAUCGGAAAGAACCUGUUGCUGAAGGCAUUUGGCGAAGGGGAGGUGAUGAUAGAGACAGAGCUGGAGAUCGAGAUAUGGGCAGAAGAGAUAAUGAUCGUGAAAAUCGAGAUUCUAGUAGAUUUGAACGCAGGGAAGACAGAUAUCAACCUAGAAAUAGAGAUGAGCGGGAUAGACGUGGCCCAGAAGAAGGUGGUCGGUUUGAACGGGACUCUGAACGAAGAUUUGAACGAAGAGACGAUCGAAUGAAACGAGAUCAUGAUCGCGAUAGAGAAACUGGCGGUGGUGGUGGCGGCCGAGAUUGGAGAAUGGAUCGCGAAAAUGAACGAGGAGCCAAUAAUAAAAAUGAUGACGAUGCCAGGCCCAUGAGACGAAUACCAGAUCGAGAUAGACUUGGUCCAUCAUUGCGCAAUGAACGAGACCGUCCUCCAGCAAGAACUGAUGGCGGUGAUUGGAGAUCCGCCACAAAAUCACAGGAAAUGCCAAAAAGAACUGAUGGUCCUCCGCUUAGGUCAAAUGCAAGGAAUGAAAAAGCAAAUGACAAUACACAGUCUUCUGAUGGUGAUGAAUGGCAGGCCGUCAAGCGUAGAUAAAUUGGUACCAAAUCUAACAUUGCAUAAUAAUACCUGUUGCUAGAAUUUAGUAAUAGGUAUUUAUAAAAUUAAUGCCAUUUUGAAUGCAGGACCUACUUUUUGGAAUUAUUCCAUGUAAAUUUGGCAGUAUAUUUGAAUUAACUAAUUAUUGAUACAGACGUAUAGAAAAUUUCUUACAAUAUAAUCACAUGCCUUACUUUCUUAAUUUGCAUAUAUUACCUGUAAAUGGAUUUUAUUACUCAAUUAAAUAACAGAAU
Messenger RNA from Ctenocephalides felis (cat flea), 4082 nucleotides. It is a transcript of the gene eIF3a, whose product is annotated as eukaryotic translation initiation factor 3 subunit A. Gene Ontology annotation, biological process: translation reinitiation; formation of cytoplasmic translation initiation complex. Gene Ontology annotation, molecular function: translation initiation factor activity; mRNA binding. NCBI's taxonomy places the organism in Eukaryota, Metazoa, Arthropoda, Insecta, Siphonaptera, Pulicidae. The record is from RefSeq and is a predicted model, not a curated record. The coding region runs from base 238 to 3825 and encodes 1195 amino acids. The transcript is spliced from 18 exons. Gene Ontology annotation, cellular component: eukaryotic translation initiation factor 3 complex, eIF3e; multi-eIF complex; eukaryotic translation initiation factor 3 complex, eIF3m.